Salvelinus sp. IW2-2015 is the source of this 1097-nucleotide messenger RNA. It is a transcript of the gene dpm1, whose product is annotated as dolichyl-phosphate mannosyltransferase subunit 1, catalytic. Gene Ontology annotation, cellular component: endoplasmic reticulum membrane. The record is from RefSeq and is a predicted model, not a curated record. Gene Ontology annotation, molecular function: dolichyl-phosphate beta-D-mannosyltransferase activity. Gene Ontology annotation, biological process: GPI anchor biosynthetic process; protein O-linked glycosylation via mannose; dolichol-linked oligosaccharide biosynthetic process. Lineage: Eukaryota; Metazoa; Chordata; Actinopteri; Salmoniformes; Salmonidae.
AUAUUUUACCACGCACCCGCAUCCGGCUCAACAACAUUCCAACCAACAUGGCAAGCCGAAAAGGUUCACAGCAAAGCCGGGGAGAUGGUGAUAAAUACUCGGUGCUGUUGCCCACUUACAAUGAACGAGAGAAUCUACCGCUUAUUGUMUGGCUAUUGGUAAAAUACUUCGGUGAAAGUGGAUACGAGUACGAGAUUAUUGUCAUUGAUGAUGGAAGUCCAGAUGGGACACUUGAGGUGGCAGAACAACUGCAGAAGAUAUACGGAGAGGACAAGAUACUCCUUCGACCAAGAGCAAAGAAACUAGGGUUAGGAACUGCCUACAUCCAUGGCAUUAAACAUGCCAGAGGGAACUAUGUCUUCAUAAUGGAUGCAGACCUCUCCCAUCAUCCUAAAUUUAUUCCAGAAUUCAUAAAGAAACAGAGAGAAGGCGGGUAUGACCUUGUGUCAGGCACCCGAUACAGAGGAAAUGGGGGCGUAUACGGAUGGGACCUGCGCAGGAAACUCAUCAGUCGGGGAGCAAACUAUGUCACACAGGUGCUGCUGAGACCUGGGGCAUCAGACCUGACUGGCAGCUUCAGGCUCUACAAGAAGGUGGUACUAGAGAGUCUGGUGGAGAGGUGUGUGUCCAAAGGCUACGUCUUUCAGAUGGAGAUGAUUGUCCGUGCUAGACAGCUGAACUACACCAUUGGAGAGGUUCCAAUUUCGUUUGUGGAUCGUGUUUAUGGGGAGUCUAAACUGGGAGGAAAUGAAAUAGUGUCGUUCCUGAAAGGACUGCUUACUCUCUUCGCAACAACAUGAUUUAUGAUGCUCUAUGUUUGGACUCAGCACUGCUUUUUAGUUUUUCAGUCAUGGCCUUUAGUGCAGUAAUUAACCUACAUCAAAAUCAGUGGCGUAGGACGCACCCCCACAAUCCACGCGAGGCUGGGGCCCCCAAGCUUUAGGGAGCAUCAAACAAACUUUUAUUUUGGUUGGGGAACCCCUAUAACUCAGGGAGCCUCCCAGAUAGCAAAUGAACACUUCAUAAGCCAUGGCAAAAUGUUUAGAAUUACAGGAAAUUUGUUUUAAAACUGCAAUAUUUUCUCUCACCCUCAUGGC